GUGGCAAGGGGGACCUACACGUGGUUAGUCUCGUUAGCCGUGUAGGUUUCGAUGGAGGUUGACCAUGUGAAGUUUUUGCAGCUAGUGCCAUCCCCAAUUCGGUGUGUGCGGUUUUGUAAUCAUCCGACGUCCCCGAAGCUUGCAGUGUCCAGGACCAACGGAUCUAUAGAGGUGUGGUGUACUGUAGAUGGAUCGACGUAUUUUAUGGACAAUUGGAUCCCAGGACGUUUAGAUUCCCCUGUAGAGUCAAUUUUGUGGCAAGGAAAGAAUACUAUUGUAACUGCGGGAUUUAGUGGUAAGGCUUUUUCUGUAGUUAUC
This is a messenger RNA of Geodia barretti, 318 nucleotides long. NCBI's taxonomy places the organism in Eukaryota, Metazoa, Porifera, Demospongiae, Tetractinellida, Geodiidae. The record is from the annotation of a GenBank genome assembly.